CUGAAGGGGUUGCGAUGGCUCAUUGUGCUUUCUGCUCUGAAGGACCUCCACUUUUUCGCAUCUUUUCCACCUCUGGUAGGCAAUACUUGCACGCAGGCCCUGCAGCCGUGCUGGGGAGGGUGUGUAGUAAGAUAAAGCAAGGUCUUUUGCCUAGCUUGGAAGAUCUGCUGUUCUAUACUAUUGCAGAAGGGCAAGAAAAAAUACCAGUCCAUAAGUUCAUCACUGCACUCAAGUCUACAGGAUUGCGUACAUCUGAUCCAAGGUUGAAAGAGUGCAUGGAUAUGUUAAGACUGACCCUUCAAACAACUUCAGAUGGUGUCAUGCUGGACAAAGAACUUUUUAAAAAGUGUGUACAAAGCAAUAUUGUGUUGCUUACUCAAGCAUUCAGGCGAAAGUUUGUCAUACCAGAUUUUAUGUCAUUUACUUCACAUAUCGAUGAAUUGUAUGAAAGCGCUAAGAAACAAUCUGGAGGAAAGGUUGCUGACUAUAUUCCACAACUGGCAAAGUUCAGUCCUGAUUUAUGGGGUGUGUCACUUUGUACAGUGGAUGGACAAAGGCAUUCUGUUGGAGAUACUAAAGUUCCGUUUUGUCUUCAGUCCUGUGUAAAGCCUUUGAAAUACGCUAUUUCUGUUAAUGACCUUGGCACAGAGUAUGUACACAGAUAUGUUGGUAAAGAGCCUAGUGGAUUAAGAUUCAACAAGCUAUUCCUGAAUGAAGAUGACAGACCUCACAAUCCUAUGGUGAAUGCUGGAGCAAUUGUGGUCACUUCCUUAAUCAAGCAAGGAGUAAGUAAUGCAGAAAAAUUUGACUAUGUGAUGCAGUUUAUGAAUAAAAUGGCUGGUAAUGAAUAUGUUGGAUUCAGUAAUGCCACGUUCCAGUCUGAAAGAGAGAGUGGAGAUAGAAAUUUUGCAAUAGGCUAUUACUUGAAAGAAAAAAAGUGUUUUCCAGAAGGCACAGAUAUGGUUGCUAUAUUAGACUUCUAUUUCCAGCUGUGUUCUAUUGAAGUGACCUGUGAAUCAGCCAGUGUGAUGGCAGCAACUUUGGCUAAUGGUGGCUUUUGCCCAAUCACUGGUGAAAGAGUACUGAGUCCUGAAGCAGUCCGCAAUACCCUGAGUUUAAUGCAUUCUUGUGGCAUGUACGACUUUUCAGGGCAGUUUGCCUUCCAUGUUGGUCUCCCUGCAAAAUCUGGAGUUGCAGGUGGUAUUAUUUUGGUUGUUCCUAAUGUAAUGGGCCUGAUGUGCUGGUCACCUCCUUUGGACAAGAUGGGAAACAGUGUUAAAGGGAUUCAUUUUUGUCAUGAUCUGGUUGGUUUGUGCAAUUUCCAUAACUAUGAUAACCUGAGACACUUUGCAAAGAAACUUGAUCCUCGCAGAGAAGGUGGUGAUCAGCGGCAUACCUUUGGACCAUUCGACUAUGAGAGUCUCCAGCAAGAUCUUGCUUUAAAAGAUACAGUGUGGAAAAAAGUGUCACCUGAGUCAAACGAGGACAUCUCCAGAACCAUAGUGUAUAGAAUGGAAGGUCGGGGAGAGCAAAACUAAAGAAAUGGGCUGUAGUUACAAAACAUUCUUCAUUAUAAAAGCACUCAAGAAUCUCUAGAUUAAACUUGGAUUUGAGUAUUGUUUUCUUAAUAUUUUGCUUGUAUAUACAAUUUGUGUAAAUACUGUAUGCCAUACAAAAUCGAAUGUCAACAUUUUAAAAAAGAAUGAAAACAACACUAUUAGCUGACAUUUGUAGUUCCUUAAGACAAAUUUACAUACACAUAAUCUAAGUAUCUUUAAAGAUAUUCCUACUUUGAUAUACCUGAGUAACUGAAGUAGUUAAAGGUGGACUCUUCAGCUGAGAGAGAUGAUGUCAUAUAUGACAUCGUAUCUGAUUUGGAAUGAAGAGAUUGUAAGUAUAUAACACAAAGUAAAAUCUUACUGCCAAAACAUAAAAGAUAAUGAAUUCACAAAUAGUUUUAUUUUAAACGGAUAUAAAUUAUGAAUCUGAUACCACCUGUCUAUAAUCUUCUAAAGAGUUAAGGCAGGAUUAGAUUUCAUUGCACUGUGUUAGCAAAAAUAAGCAAAGUUGAUUACCAAGUCUUACUUUUUUUACCAAAUAUUUUUAGUAAGUGAUACUGAGAUUUUGACAAUAAGAGCAAAGUAUCUUGUAAUCGCAUAAAGCUGCUUUACUUGCAUAGCUAGGUAGCUCAGAGGAUUAUUAGCAGAGUAUUUUGAGUGACUUGCUAGGAGCUUGUACUGUCAGUUGGUAGCUAAGGUUCAAAAGUCUGCCUCACUAAUAAUGCUGCAGUCUAUUCUUACAGAAUGUAAGUAACAUUAGGAAGUAGUAAAGUAGCCAUCUGAAUGGUGAACAGGAAAUAUAUACUUAAAUUUUAGUAAGGAUUAUUAAAACAGUGUUUACAAAAUAAAUCUUAUUGAAUGAAUUAAUUUUCAACAGAUGAAUAGCUUUGUGUGUGCAUACUUAUACAGCAAUUUUAUUAGAUAUAUUAUUAACUGUUUCCUUUUUGUAGUUUGAAUUUGCACCUCUUAAGUACUACUUUAGCCAUAAAGCUUUUUUGUCUUUUAUAACUUUUUGUCUCUUAAAACACGUCUUUUAAAGCUUAAAGAAUGGUUCUGUUGGAUGGCUUGGCCAUCUGUGAAAUUGGUCACAAUAACUAUUGAAAUUAGUUUGUGUUCCAUGGAUAAUAUUUGGCAAAAGGCCAGUUUUUUCAUUGUUGAGUUCUAACAUAGAUGUUUUGCAUUGAUGCUGAUUUUUGUGUAGAAUUCUUUGUUGCUUAUGUUGAUUUCCCUUUGUCCUUGCCUCCACUGUUUUGUGAUUCUUAUACCCCACAUCUCUUAGCCACCAUACAAAGAUUGAUUUUAUUAACUCUGAAGAUUUGUCCAAGAAUUUUUCGUGAAAACUAUUCAUUUGCAUAAAUAAUAUCUCGCUGAUAAUUCAGGAGCUAGUGAUACAUAUGGAUCCUGUUCACAAAGCUCCCUCUCCUGUUCUGCUUUCCCAAGAAGUUCCAAAAUAUGCAAGUACUUACAUUUUGCACAAGGAAGAGUGUACAUUUAUUAAAGAAUGGAUGGGAGAUAUGCCAAGCUAUAUAGGUAUUCAUAAAAGAAAAAUAACUAUGAAGUAAGGCAUAUCUAUGAUAAUGAAGAAGCCUGUCUUGAACCAUACAUGUUUUUGCAAACUUGUGAAGAGCUUCAAGAUGUUAUAAAAAGUAUUGCUGCAAAUGGGCCCAAAUGAUUUUUUUUUUUAAGCAGUGCAUUAUGAAAGCAUACUUGUAUUAUUGGGCUACUUGACUUUGAAGUAAAUAAUUAUAAUAGAAUUGCAUAAGCAGAAUAAUUCAGCAAACUAACUUGUGCUGUAUUUAAAUUCUGAUAAAAUGAACAGGAACAGUUAAAGGCACUUAGAAAAAAGGGCAUAUAUUAUUGAAUGAAAAAUAAGCUUGUAUUUCUAUACCAGUUGUCUUCCAAAAUUUGGAAGGAAAAGAGAAAGAAAGGGAGUUAAGGUCUAUCCAUCACAAGGUAUAAAAGGGCGAAAAUGUAUGUAUGAAAAAAUCAGGUUAUGGUAAAACAGCAGUUAGAGAAUGAUGCAGGUGAUGGGUCUGAGCCUGCAGUCCUCUUUAUGUGCAUCUUCCAGUUGUGUUCGAUUAGCUCGGGGCGAGCCAGAUGCAGCCUGCCAGGCCAUUCUACCCAGCCCACGGGGCCCCUAAAAAAUUUAGAAACCUAAUAUUUAUCUGCCCUGGCUGCCUGUCAUGCAGCCCUUGGUGACUUGCCAAAACUGAGUAAGUGGCCCUCCACUUGAAAUAAUUGCCUGCCCUGGAUUAGCUGGUAUUUAAUACUCAGACUAACAAGAACAGUUUGCAUUGCUGAUUUCACAUGCUGAAUGCCAUUAAAAUGCACCUGUGUGAGGCAAGGCAUUUCUUGCUGUUGAGCAAAUCCUAAGAUUUGUUUUUACAUUAUUUUGAAACAAAUGUAAAAACUACAGCUAAAACUGGAGACAUUGUUCCAACUGGAUGCAAACCUUAUAGUAGAAAUACAAAACUUGCAGUGUUUACAAAUGUAAAUUGCAGAUGGAAUUUAGUGUAGAGGAAACAAAUUAUAGCUUUGUAUUGAGCAUGAGUACAUUUACAAGACUCAAGUUGAAUUCAACAUGUAUAUACCUAUAAAUAAUAAUAUCCAUGGUUAUAAUUAUUCUUUUCAAAGUUUUGAAAGUGGUUAAAAUCUUCAUGCCUCAGACCCAAAGCCAGUCUCUUAACAGUUAGGAGGAAGCUUUCACUUGAACCAGUUUGCCCUGCAAUUUGUGUUUCUCACAGUUUCUUAGUCCUUGUCUAAAGCAUCUGGUUAUUGGCUGCUGUUGGUGUAUGUAUUCACAACUAAUGGGACCACCGUUUGAACUAUUAUGGCAAUUUUUGCAGGCCUAUGCAUAUGAUUUGUAAACAAGGCCCUAACAAACAUGGUGCUAGAAGUUAACCAUUGCAUGUUUGUUGAAGUACAUAAAGGUGUUAUUGGUCAUUUGUGUUACAGGUAUACCAAUUCUUGAUAUUCAAGUAUUUUAGUUGUUUGUUAGUUUGUUUGUUUUUCUUUUAUCAGCAUCAAUAACAUUUCAUUGGAAAUGUAUGUGCUUUUAUAAACUUUGUUUUAGCAUUUGUGUUGUACUUUUGGUUCAGUUGUGUAAGUUACUCUUUCCAUUUUUCAUUUGCAUUGUAUGUUAUUUAUGUAUAUUGAUUUCUAGCAUGCUUAUUUUUGUAUUGUGUAAUAAAUGUAUUUUAAGCUUGUU
Molecule: messenger RNA, 4767 nt
Organism: Alligator sinensis (Chinese alligator)
Lineage: Eukaryota; Metazoa; Chordata; Crocodylia; Alligatoridae
Gene: GLS
Product: glutaminase
Exons: 15
Coding region: 15-1538 (507 amino acids)
Biological process (GO): L-glutamine catabolic process
Molecular function (GO): protein binding; glutaminase activity
Source: RefSeq, a predicted model, not a curated record